Molecule: messenger RNA, 1628 nt
Organism: Malania oleifera
Lineage: Eukaryota; Viridiplantae; Streptophyta; Magnoliopsida; Santalales; Ximeniaceae
Exons: 9
Coding region: 176-1189 (337 amino acids)
Cellular component (GO): membrane
Source: RefSeq, a predicted model, not a curated record
GUCGUUUUAAUCUUUGACUAUCCAAAUUCCAAAAGUCCGAUCGGCGGAGCCCCGUUCUCUCUGACCAAGAGAUCCAUCCUCUCUCUCUCUCUCUCUCUCUCUCUCUCUCUCUGUGCGCGUGUAUGAUCUUCUGUAGUUUGCAAAGGCUGUGUGUUUAUAGGUGGAGUCUAAAGGGAUGGAUUUGGUGGUGACUAGUGAUACUACCGCACUGAGUUAUUGGUUGAACUGGAGGGUCUUGCUUUGUGCAAUAUGGGUUUUGACGCCUAUGGUUAUAGCAUCAUACAUUAUAUGGAAAUAUGAAGUUCCCAACCAUUGGAAAUCAGCUGACAGAGCAGAAGCUCAGCAAAAAAUAGCUCACUCUCUUUACAAUGAUGAGACUUGGAGGCCAUGUAUUAAACAAAUACACCCCAUUUGGUUGUUUUCUUUCCGAAUUAUGGCAUUCUCUUUGCUCUUGGUUAUACUCAUUAUUGAUCUUGACGUCCAUGGAGCUGGCAUGUUUUACUACUAUACUCAGUGGACUUUUGCUAUGAUUACCGUUUACUUUGGGUUUGGAUCGGUGCUCUCCAUUUAUGGAUGUUAUCAGUAUCACCGAAGUUGGAGAGAUUUUAAUGGUCAUCGUGUGGAGACGGAUGCAGAGCAGGGGUCCUAUGUGCCUCUUGCAUAUAGGGAAGCAACAACUAUAGUCGAAACGGGAAAAAAUUCAUGUGCCCAUGAAGAAAAUCAUUUCCAUGAAAGAUCAGGUGUUUGCAAAUAUGUCUUUCAAGUAAUGUUCCAGAUGAGUGCUGGGGCGGUAAUGCUAACUGAUUGCAUAUAUUGGUUCAUAAUUUUUCCAUUUCUCACCAUCAAAGAUUACAAUCUGAAUUUUCUAACAGUUAUUAUGCAUUCAGUGAAUGCUGUCAUGCUUCUUGGUGAUACAGCUUUGAAUUGCUUGCCAUUGCCUUGGUUCCGGAUUACUUACUUCAUUUUAUGGACAGGAUUUUUCGUCAUUUUCCAGUGGAUUAUUCAUGCUUGUGUCACAAUUUGGUGGCCAUAUCCAUUUCUGGACUUGUCAUCACCAAAUGCUCCAUUAUGGUACUUGUUGGUGGCAUUGAUGCACAUUCCAUGUUAUGGUGUCUUUGCUUUAAUUGUCAAAUUAAAACACUACCUUUUGUCUACCUAUUUCCCUCAAUCCUAUCAAUGUGCGAGAUAGAAAUGGAGUGCUGGUUCGGUUUCUAAGACCUAAAUCGGUGCACGGGUUAUUGGAUUACUUAUAAAAGUGAGUUAUUGAUCAAAUCCGAAGUCAGUUUCCUUCAACUGAUCAAACCCAACUCACAGGCCAGCUGAGGGUAAACUCGAAAACAUGGGUUGGAGGAUGGGAGACAGCCAUGAAGACCCUUCUCAAAUUUUCAUCAUCUUUUCUUGUUGAUCUUCACACUUCAGGGUCAUAGUGAAGUAAACUCAGUUGAACGUUAUAUCCCCAAGCCCCAACUCAAGGACAAGCUCUUUGUUGAGCCAACACUAUUAUCGACUGGAAAUUGAACUGUGGUGCUGCAAAAAAUCCAAAUGCAUCCAGUUUUUUUUAGUUCAGUUAUUAUUUCCUAUUGGUCCUGCAGGCAUAGAAUAGAAUAAAAUUAAUCUUUAUAAAUUUA